AUGGCAGCAGCGCUCUUCACCACGCGUCGCCAGUUAGCCUCCAUCCUCUCACGCUCCAUCUCCUCCCGGCGAAACCGUAACGGCCUCCCCUUCCUCAACACCACCACUGCCGCCAACCAACUGCCUCGCCAACCCAACCCGAUCAUAACCCCUACACGGUUCAAGACAUCCGGUUCGGGUUAUUCCCCUUUGAACGACCCGUCUCCUAACUGGAGCAACCGGCCGCCGAAGGAAACAAUACUCCUCGAUGGCUGCGAUUACGAGCACUGGCUAAUUGUGAUGGAGUUCAGUUCGGACCCCAAGCCCACUGAAGAAGAGAUGAUUAAUGCUUAUGUCAAAACCCUAGCCUCCGUUGUUGGAAGUGAGGAGGAGGCAAAGAAGAAGAUUUAUUCUGUUUGUACAACAACAUACACUGGGUUUGGUGCUCUAAUCUCUGAAGAGCUCUCGUACAAAGUCAAAGGCCUACCUGGAGUUCUGUGGGUUUUGCCUGAUUCAUACCUUGAUGUACCUAAUAAAGACUAUGGAGGUGAUCUGUUUGUUGAUGGAAAAGUCAUCCAUAGGCCACAGUACAGGUUCAAUGAACAACAAAAUACAAGGAACAGGCCUCGUCCUCGAUACGAUAGGCGCCGAGAAACAAUGCAAGUAGAAAGGAGAGAGCCAUCACAGGCAGUGAAUCAGCAUAAACCUGCCUCCACAGGGGAGCAGAAUGCGUCUCAAGGUGUUGGGGGAGGCCAUCCUCUGAAUCGUGGAGGAUUUCAGGGCAACAAUGCAUAA
Messenger RNA from Fraxinus pennsylvanica, 774 nucleotides. Lineage: Eukaryota; Viridiplantae; Streptophyta; Magnoliopsida; Lamiales; Oleaceae. The record is from the annotation of a GenBank genome assembly.